CUUUGGGGAAGAAAGGCUUUUAAAAAAUCUUGUCUACAAGAUUUGGGGUCGGCGAAGGUAAUCGCUCGACAUGUGGACAGUACGCGAGUAGGCGAACUAGGACAAAGGCAAACUGCGAUUUUGGCUUGUGCGAUGAUAGGCGUCCCGUCGAAGGGGUUUAUCGGCAGCAGCUUCAUUGGUGAACGUAACGGUCCGCAUAGGGCAAGUGGAAGCCAGACGAAGAUGACAGACAUGAACGAGUUUGGGGAGAUAGACAGGCUAGCAACUGCAUAUGGCAGAAUGGAGAUGGAGGAAGAAGAUGAAUUUCUUUUUGUGGAAGCAAAGGAUCAGGGAGUGAGAAGGUAGGAUUAACUCUGGUAAGGACAAUUACUUCUGAAAAGACGGUACAUUUCUCUUUCUUUCGCGAUACUAUGGCUAAUGUGUGGAAACCUGUUAGAGGUGUUACUAUUAUUUGGAUAGGCGCACGCAGAUAUUUGUUCCAAUUUUACAGUGAAAGUGAUUUGACACAUGUUCUGGAGGAAGGUCCAUGGACUUUUGACCAGAACCUCAUUGUUCUUGCUAAAUUAAAGUCAGAAGACUUGCCUUUGAAAGUACCAUUGAAUAAGGCUGACUUAUGGAUACAGGUUCAUGUUGUGCUAAUGGGGUUUUUUUCUGUGAAAAAUGCCAUAAAAACUGGGAAUUUCGUAGGGAACUUUAUUCGGGUGGAUGAACAAAAAAUUUCUGCUGAAUGGAACCCUUAUAUGAGGAUAAGGGUUAAUAUUGAUUUGAACAGACCUUUGAAAAGAAAGUUGUUUCUCCAAUCGGAUGAAGGGGAAAAUUUCUGUGCGAAAUUUAGGUAUGAAAAAUUGCCUAGUUUUUGUUUUGCUUGCGGAAUUAUCGGACAUGCAGAAAGAUUUUGCCCGCGCUACCCUGAUAGCAAAGGCAGUAGUGGUGAAUUACUGUUUGGGCCUGAGCUGAGAGCGUCUAAAGGAAACGUAGCAGUGGGGGGGAUAAAUGGAUGGUCCCAGCUAGCAAAGGAAAAGGGAAGGAAGAGGAGGGGGGAUAGGGAUGGAAAGUUCCGGUGCGCGGGGAGAGACGCAAAAAGGGAAAGAUACUGCUCAUAUGGGAGACAAAAUGGACCAGAAGAGGAGGCGGGUGGAUCAUGGAGAACCAGAGGCAGUGCAAAACAACAUGGAAGUGGAGAUGGGCACACCAAAAACGGGGAGGAGGCGGGCUACAAUGCCCGCCUCACCGACAACUAAAAAAUGUGACGGAUGAAGUAGCAGGGAUUGAAGCAUACAAACUCCAUCACCUAGACUAUUAUUUAUGUUGUUAUUUGUUUUUUUUUGUCAGAACUCAGUCUAUUGUAGUCUUUUUAUUUUUACUUACAAUAAGGGUACUGGUUUGGUGGAUCGCUGUUUUGUGAUCAGACUUUUUCUGGAUGGAGGCAAUCGGACUGAUUCAGCCGCUAAUAGCCUCUUUGUUCUCACCGUUUCAGGGAUUAGUCUCGCUCUCUAAAGGGUGGACUAUUCUAUGUCUGGACAUGACGUGAGAGGGCCAAUGGACUUUUGGUUUAGUUGGUCUAGUGGGAAAGUUAAGUCUUGGGACAUGAAUAUUGUACUGGUUUGUUUGAUUCUAAUAUAAAUUGUUUCCUGUAAAAAAAACGCAUCAACUAUUAUAAUG
This is a messenger RNA of Cuscuta europaea, 1662 nucleotides long. Lineage: Eukaryota; Viridiplantae; Streptophyta; Magnoliopsida; Solanales; Convolvulaceae. The record is from the annotation of a GenBank genome assembly.